ACACUUAGCGGCGCAUCACAGCGCGCCGUCCAGGGCCGAGUGGCAAGUCUAAAUAAUUGACCCCACCGUGCGGCCCCGUGCAAACAAUUUACGCCCGGGCACGCGUAAAUAACGACCACCCCCGUCACAUUGUAAUCGCAGCGGAAACGCGUGGCCGGCACCACGAGUACUCGGUAAACACACGCGCGGCCGGUGCGCGCGAUCGUCUCUUCGUUUCGGAGUGGAUAUCAGUGAGAAGGAGGCCCUCGCAAACCCGGUGUGAACCCGAUUUGCAUAGAAGUUUCCGCUAUACGGUAUCGCUGGGAAAAUUGGUGAAGUGGAUACGCAUUUUGCCCCGAAGGAUCCGCGAUCCUAGAAUGUUCGUGGAGGCGUGACCAGGAGAGAAGACUCCAUAUGGACCAGACCGUGAUCGUCCCGUCGACACCGCGCGGCGCACCGGAGAACGCGAGGAUCAUCAUGAAGAACGAGUCGGACGCGGCGUUGCACCUGCAGGAGCAGUCCGCGGUGGCCCAUUCGACCUCGUCCUCGGUGGUACCGAGGAGCAGCUUGUCGAUCGGUGGCGGUCUGAGCCAGGACCAGAGCCUGGUGGACUCUCUGAUCUGCAAUCCGUCGAGCACGGAGCUGCCGAGGAAGCCGGGCGCGCGUCGCCAGGAGAAGCCGCCUUAUUCCUACAUCGCGCUGAUCGUGAUGGCGAUCCAGUCGAGUCCUGGCAAGAGGCUGACCCUGUCGGAGAUCUACUCGUUCCUUCAGCAACGGUUUCCCUUCUUCCGCGGCGCUUACCAGGGCUGGAAGAACUCGGUGCGCCACAAUCUCAGCCUGAACGAAUGCUUCAUCAAGCUGCCGAAGGGCCUGGGCAGACCCGGCAAAGGACACUAUUGGACGAUCGACCCGUCGACGGAGUACAUGUUCGAGGAAGGCGGAUUCCGGAGGCGGCCGCGAGGCUUCCGUCGCAAGUGCCAGGCCUUGAAGCCUCAGUACCCGCAGUACUUCUCCGGGAGCGGUCCCGUCAGCGUCCAGGCACCUGGCUACGAGAACCUGGCGUCUGCCGGCAUGGACUACGCGAACGGCUACCAGAACCAGUACCAGAACUAUCAGGAGUACGCGAUGUACGCUCCGGGCGCCGCGGUCUCCGCGGACUGGGCCUACCCGGAGGCCACCUACAAAACGCCGCCCAUCGCUGAGGUGACCUACAAGACCACCGAGGUCACCUACAAGACCGGCGAACCGUCGGUUUACAGGAACGGGGAGCUCGUCGCCUUCAAGAGCGAGCCCGGUUACCCUAGGAGCCAGGACCAGCUGGCGUACAGGGCCGCCGAAGGAUUCUCGGUGAAGGAUCACCAGCAGCAUCACUCGGAGUCGGUUUACAAGGACAACGAGGCCAUGAUGGCCUACAAGUGCCAGUCGAAUCCCGUGACCACGUCUCAGACACCUGGACAGGACUAUUACGUAGGUUACGGGCUCGGGGUCAAUAAUGUUGGCGGAAACGUGAACGCUGCUGCCAUUCAGGGGAUCCCGGAAACCGGGAACAGCAGCCCCGCGGGCAAUGUCAGCUCAUCGCAUAGCGGUUGUCAAACACCUGUGACGGACAAUGGGCUGAAAAUGCAAUGUUCAAAUUCAAACUCGACCAGCUCCGGAGGCGGACUGAUCGACCGGAAGCCAUCCUACUUCAGCCAUCCCGCGGGCUCGGUGUCCCUGAGCUCGUUAGGCUCCCUGGGAUCGCUGAACCUCAGCAACAUCGGCGGUCUGAGCAUAUCGAACAUACCUGGCGCGGUCACCUCGAACAUUCACCACGGCACGACGACACCUUCGUCCGCGAUGUACUACGAUCAAAUCAAGUACAGCAUGUGAACAUUUGUGGAGCAGUGCUAUCGAACGCAACGUACUAAAAUGCUAGUGUCGCACCUUCGAUGAACGGUGCGAAAGCAGAUUCGUCGGCUACGAACUCGUAUAAAACGUACAAGUGUUCCCGAGGAACAGCGGCGACGAAAAAAUAACGUGUUUUUUUUCGCGAGAUAAAUCACGGUUUCUCGCUGCAUGGCUAGCUAAAUGAACCGAUCUCUAUUAUACGAAAAGAAAGCGUGUAUUAUGUUUUAAGUUGUAUAAAAGCGAACAGAGAUGAGACGAUAUCUUUUAUUUAUAUUUAUAGCGAACUAUGAAUGUUGUUAACUUAAGAUGCCGCGGAUUAGAUAUUGUAGAAUUAAAAAGUUCUUUGGUAAUGAAACAACUAAUGGCCCCUGGUUGCUUUAAUAGCGUUCACAUUAUUCAACCUUUACUUAAUCUCUACAGCGAUCAUUCGACUGCGGAUCUUUAUGCAAAUUCUCAUUAAAGUCUAAAUAAAGGACUUUCUUACGUCCGAUUAGAAGAUUCCUUGUGGCUAAUAUCGAAUUGUAAUAUAACUAAUUGUCAUUAGCGUGCAUGUUCCAUACGCAUGUACCGUGAAUGCGCAAAAUGUCCGUGGUCUACUGAUCAUUCGCGAAGAUCUUAUUGCUUUCAAAGCUUCAUAGAUCUUUAGAGGAAUAGCUCGAUUUGAAAUGCACAGAAAAUUGGAAAAUAACAACGUUUAGCCACUGUUGGUUGCUCUAAAGUGAUGUUGCUAAAGUAUUUUGUUCUGUUGUUUUCCUUCUACUUCGCACAUCGGAAUAAAUUCAAUUUUCUCUUUUUUAAAUUGUGAA
Molecule: messenger RNA, 2672 nt
Organism: Megalopta genalis
Lineage: Eukaryota; Metazoa; Arthropoda; Insecta; Hymenoptera; Halictidae
Biological process (GO): animal organ morphogenesis; regulation of transcription by RNA polymerase II
Cellular component (GO): nucleus
Molecular function (GO): RNA polymerase II cis-regulatory region sequence-specific DNA binding; DNA-binding transcription factor activity, RNA polymerase II-specific
Source: RefSeq, a predicted model, not a curated record